Molecule: messenger RNA, 1770 nt
Organism: Mustela lutreola (European mink)
Lineage: Eukaryota; Metazoa; Chordata; Mammalia; Carnivora; Mustelidae
Gene: CLDN23
Product: claudin 23
Exons: 1
Coding region: 348-1223 (291 amino acids)
Biological process (GO): bicellular tight junction assembly; cell adhesion
Cellular component (GO): plasma membrane; bicellular tight junction
Molecular function (GO): structural molecule activity
Source: RefSeq, a predicted model, not a curated record
CGACGAGCAGGGGCGGGGCGACCUUUGCUCGGUCCCGGAGAGCCCGGCGGCGCGGCGGGGUGUGGACGCGGCCCGGAGCCCGCCGCGCGCGAGCUGCCCCCUCCGCCUUCGGCUCGCACCCCCCUCCCCUCCCACCCGGGCGGGCUGAGCCCCGCCGGCCGCCCCCGGGCGCCCGCACCUCGGGCCGCAGUCUCGGCCAGACGCGCCAGCGAACCGGUUUCGAUUGGGGCCGGCGGCCUCGCGGGCGGCGGGAGCGGCGGGGACGCGCGGAGGGCCCGCGGAGGGAGCGGCCGAGAGGGGAAGGUUCGGUCGACUCGGGCGCAGGCGGCAGGUGCGCGGCCGCCGGGAUGCGGACGCCGGCGGUGAUGACGCUGGGCAUGGUGCUGGCGCCCUGCGGGCUGCUGCUCAACCUGACGGCCACGCUGGCGCCCGGCUGGCGGCUGGUGAAGGGCUUCCUCAACCAGCCGGUGGACGUGGAGCUGUACCAGGGCCUGUGGGACAUGUGCCGCGAGCAGAGCAGCCGCGAGCGCCAGUGCGGCCAGCCGGACCCGAGGGGCUACUUCAACUCCGAGCCGGUGCGCGUGGCGCGGGCCCUCAUGGUCACGUCGCUGGCCACCACGGCCCUGGGGCUGCUGCUGGCGUCGCUGGGCGUGCGCUGCUGGCAGGAGGAGCCGCGCUUCGCGCUGGCCGGCCUCUCGGGCGCGGUGCUCUUCGCCGCCGGCCUGCUCAGCCUCAUCCCGGUCUCCUGGUACAACCACUUCUUGGCGGACCGCAGCGCCCUGCCCGCCGACGCCAGCCCGGUCACGCUGCACGUCAGCUACAGCCUGGUGCUGGGCUACCUGGGCAGCUGCCUGCUGCUGCUGGGCGGCUUCUCGCUGGCGCUCAGCUUCGCGCCCUGGUGCGAGGAGCGCUGCCGCCGCCGCCGCAAGGAGCCCGCGGGCGGCCCGCGCCGGCCCAGCAUCAGCACGGUGCACGUCUACUGGCCCGAGCCCGCGCUGCCGCCCGCCAUCAAGUACUACAGCGACGGCCAGCACCGGCCGCGGCCGGCCAACCCCGGCGCCGCCCGCCAGCCCAAGGCCGGCUUCCCCAUGCCGCGGCCGCAGCCCGGCGCCUACACCAACCAGAUAGACGUGCUCCGCGGGGAGGACGCCCGCUCCCCCCGCGACUCCUCGGGCAGCACCGGGUCCUGCCACGCCUCGCUGCCCUGCGACUCCGACCUGUAGACGGCGCCCCCCUCCUCUCCCAGGCCUGCUCUGGGCCGGUGCUGCGGGGACGAAGGACUCGCCCCCACCAUGUCCAGCCUUGAACUUGCCCGGUACCUUGCGGCUGGAAACACCUGACUCGGCGUCCGAAACCCCGGACAGGUUCCUGGAACUGGUUUGGAAGGUGAUCUUCCUUUCUUGUGACUCAAGCGAUUAGGUCAGCUUGGCUUUGCUUUUCUUUCUGUAAAAUUUAGUUUUCCUCCCCAGAGGGAUGAGGAUCUUCUUACGGAGUGACGGGAUUUUCAUACUUGAAGCUGAAGGAGAUCUGGAAAGGGCGCCUUUGCAUCGUGUUGACACAGGACCAUGACAAAAAGCCAAAAUCAGCAAAGAGAGGCUCACAAGCCAUGUUAACACCUUGAAACAGUAUCCGGAAAUGCCAGUGAACCUUACAUCAAUAUAAUUUUUUUUCCCCCGUUGUAUAACUUAUUCUCCUGCAGACUCUCAAGAGACCAAUAUACUGGCUAUGUUUGAUUGAAGCUCUUAAAAUAAACUUGGAGCCAUGCAAGCA